Messenger RNA from Pocillopora damicornis (cauliflower coral), 833 nucleotides. RefSeq lists its product as uncharacterized. NCBI's taxonomy places the organism in Eukaryota, Metazoa, Cnidaria, Anthozoa, Scleractinia, Pocilloporidae. The record is from RefSeq and is a predicted model, not a curated record.
GCCCCUAAUUAUUAUGACUUGCAACAAUAUGAAAUUGAGAUUUCAGUUGAAUGCAAAUUUUAUUUCCCACCCAAUGUAGGAUGUGAUAUGACAGAGGAAAUAGCAUUGGUCAAGAAAAAGAUUUAUGAUGACAUAGUAUUUAAAAAGGCAGAAACAGUGUAUGAUCCGGACAGUUUUAGAGAGUUUUGCAUAUCAGCAGGUGCAACAAAGUUAUUUGACACUAUUCUGGAUUCAGUCACUGGUUCUCAGCAUUCCACCGACCGCAUAUAUCUAAACGAAAAAAGGGUUGUUUCAUUCAUUUACAAUUUGUGCUACUACCUCAGCCAAACAUGCAAUCCUCUUCAAAUGGAUCAUGCUCUUUAUCUCACGAGUAAUCUCAUAAAUCAAGAGGGCAUUGAAACAGAACAUAUCAUGGGGCAUACAUGUUCCAGAAGAACUUUAAACAAUGUUAUGCACAAAAUGUCACAGUCUCAUUUCAAAUCUUUUGAAUAUUUUAUAUGUACAGCUACAGAUUGCAAAUGGCUAAUAGUGCUAAUAAUUGAUGAUUUCACAGCCAUUCACACAAAAAGAAGACCACAAGAGGAAAAAUUGUCAGAGGCAAAGACAAUGUGUACCAUAGUUGUUAAAGGUUUUAAAGAUAUUUCAGCUGUACCUGUAACACAUGCCCUUUGUACUCAUGACCAAAAUGGUAUAGAUAUUGAAGCAUGCAUACAACUAAUUACUGCUGCAUCAUCCAUGCACAACAUUAGUGAGAGUUAUGCUUCUGUGAUGCCUGACUGGCUCACUAAGGCAUUUUUUUAUUCCUGAAUUUGAGAGACAUAGAAUCAACAUUC